AUGUGUGCCCCCAAAAAAUUCUCCGAAGUCAAAGAUCAAUGCAUACAAAUGGAUCUCAUCCCAAUAUUUGUCCAAUACCAAGCCAAUCACGAUGCAGCAGGAGGUAUUCUCCUGUGUAACAAUCUUUUGAACAAGAAGCACCUGCCAAAUUGUCUGCCCAAGGAGAUGGUAAUCUUCUUGUAUAAGCGCACUACAUGGCUAAGAAACAGAUUUGCAGUUGAGGUCAAGAAGCAGUGCAUCGCUGAGACUAUGGUAUCUGAAGUCGAGAACAAUCUGUCAGAUGUCAUGCUGAAGAACAAGAAGAUGCAGCAGAAGUUGCUGCAAAAGGAAUCAGAGGAGGUCCAGCUCGAGUUUGAAAGGCUGUCAAACGAGGACAUGAAGGAGAAGAAGACACCAUUGGAGGAGGAAAGUCCAGAGGCUGUCAAAAAGUUGCUCAAGCAGAUGAAGGUCCUCUUCAGGGAGAUUAUAAAGCUGCUAAAGGUGCCAGGUGAAUUUAAUCCUGAGUUGUACUUUCUCACCAUUGGAGCGAAUGCAGACAACCAGUCCUGGUCCAAUUUCCAUGAGAAUUACCAAGAGCACAUGACUGAAUUGUUUGCCAAGUUCCUGGCUUCAGCAUUCCCAGUUGAUGCUGUUGGACCAAAUGAGAUGGAAGAACUGAAUUAUAAAGGAGAUGAAGAGAACAUGGCUCAUUGUGCAUCUAGUGUUCUUUCAUCUUUAGCAGGUGAACUGAAAAACAUCUCGGCGAAAACAGGAAAUUCACAAAACCAUAACAAUGGGGAAAAAUCCUCUAUUGACAUUGCAAGCCCAGCCAGCACCUCGCCUACUAGCCCUUCACCAGACUUCAAUAUGGAUGCACCACAUACUGAAGAUAUCGACCCUGAAGUCACCACAUCAGCUGUGUCUCAUCCUUAUUCAGAUGAUCAAAACCAGUCCCUGAACCCAUCACUGUCACUUUUGCAGCAGAAUCCAUUGUUGAACCCAUCACUGUUGCAGCAGGACUCUGUGCCUGCAUGCACCACUCCUCAGUCAUCCUUCCCUCAGCUGACUCUUCAUCUGUUGUCUUCACCUGUUCUGAUUAAUGGGGUCGUUCCUCAUCCCCUAUGUGUGGAGAUGGGUGGAGGGGAGUUGAUUAAUGCUGGAACGGAUGAAGCUGCCUGCAACAAAAGGGCUACCGAGGCAACAGGUGCCACAGCCCAUGAGGGUGAAAGAAGUCAAGGCAAUGACAAGGGGAGGGGAAAGGUGUCAGGUGGAGAUGCGAUGGACAGUGCUGAUGUCAUUGAUGAUGAGGACUCCAGUACCACAACCAAAGAGAAUCACUGCCCUUCUCAAGGACGUAAACCUCCUCAAUCAUUGUCCAUGUCCAGAUGGCUUGAAGAGGCUGAUGCUGUUCUAAGAUCAUGUGAUCUCAGUAAGGAGUAUACGCAAUGUGUUGAUAAAUGGUAUAAGUUUGAAUUGUGUGUCUCGUUUGUUGAGGGUAGAUUUGAUUCACUGAACCAACCUUUGGCACUGUCGAAAUCCUUGAACAAGAAACUUUCUGCAGUACUUCCAGUUUUGUCAUGCACAGAUCAAAAAGCACUUAUCAAUGAUACUAUUACUUGGUGGAACACUCUACAAAACAAGUCAAGGCAAUCAGCAGUCACUGGUGAACUUUCUAGAGCAGAUUAUACAGGCAACAUGUUAAAAUUGAAGAAGAAAGGCAAACAGGCGAUGCUAGAGGGAACAAGCACCAUGGAGGUGGCAGGAAAAAAGUGA
Desarmillaria tabescens is the source of this 1752-nucleotide messenger RNA. RefSeq lists its product as uncharacterized. The coding region runs from base 1 to 1752 and encodes 583 amino acids. The record is from RefSeq and is a predicted model, not a curated record. NCBI's taxonomy places the organism in Eukaryota, Fungi, Basidiomycota, Agaricomycetes, Agaricales, Physalacriaceae. The transcript has 13 exons.